CGCCAUGGCGGCACCUGAGGUCAAAUUUCGCAAACGCGUUCCUGUAGUGGAGGCCUUGCCACCAUACGACUUAGCCAAGUCCAAGUUGGUGAACUUCGAUCUUCUUGGGGAGCUCCGACGUGCACACGCGGAUGAGGCCAGACGACACUAUGCAAGUCUUACUGCACCAAACGUGGGUUUGGUGGAGCGCAAAUGCCCCUACGGCGCGCCUUUGCCACAGAAGAUCCGAAAGACGAAGUCCAAAACGAAGAUGACCCAGUCGCUACCGGAACUGCCGUGUGCGGAAGAGAAACCGAAACCGAGGAGGAUACCUGGAGUGCAGCUUCUGGAGAUUCCAUAUGACCCCACCACCCUCUCCAACGAACAUGCUGAGCGCAUCAAUGCUCUUGACAGCCAGAUUGCUGAAAAGGAGCUGAGCCUGGAGAAGUCAGGCCGUUCCCUGCCGCGGAGUUUUUCCUUGACCCCCAGCUUCGACUUCGAUCAGUUGCCCAAGGGUCAGAGUUCUGAGGCCAAAACCCAGUACUUCCCGCGAAGUACGAACAUCAUCAAGGAGAUUGGUUGCGGCAAGGAUCCGCGCUAUUGCAGACCAUGGGGUCCUUAUGAACAGCAUCGAGAGGCCUACUGGAGGCAAGCUAUAGCUCUAUCAUCAAAGGCAUGAGUGAAGCACCAGAUUUCGACAUUCUCAGCUUGCACAGAUCUUGACAGAAGAUCAGAAUCAAAUCAGGACUUGCCUUGUGUUGUCGCAGUUCCCCUCCAUGGCUCUUGUACAAAGGCACCAAGUCAGCCACCAGACGCGGCU
This is a messenger RNA of Cladocopium goreaui, 799 nucleotides long. Lineage: Eukaryota; Dinophyceae; Suessiales; Symbiodiniaceae. The record is from the annotation of a GenBank genome assembly.